Colletotrichum navitas is the source of this 1887-nucleotide messenger RNA. RefSeq lists its product as uncharacterized. The record is from RefSeq and is a predicted model, not a curated record. The coding region runs from base 1 to 1887 and encodes 628 amino acids. The transcript has 2 exons. NCBI's taxonomy places the organism in Eukaryota, Fungi, Ascomycota, Sordariomycetes, Glomerellales, Glomerellaceae.
AUGUCCACCCAGAUCGAGGCUAGGUCUCUGGCCUCACUCAACUACCUCGCCGCCAACCCCCCGCAAUAUCCUCACAAGCCGGCCGACCAGCGUCAAGACCCCCUCACACUCUACAUCUCCCGCGUACCAGGCACAAGAGACGUAAUCCUGACAACGUCGAAACCGCACCCGAAAAACGUCACCAGCGAAGACGUUGCAAACUCCUUCUACUACAUCCAUCUGGAACUCCCCAACGACGGCGCCCGCCCGUACAAUCCUAACCAGGCGCAUCAUGCGGCCUCUCAAGCCCAUCACUUGCGUAACCCGGACACGCCCAGGUCGAGUCAGGAUAGCGCCCGCAGCGCGAACCAGAUCCGUCGGAAACCCUUGCCCACUGGCGCCAAAGUCCCCUCGCCGCCUGCCGACCCGGCACCCUCUCAGUUGCCGCCGAACCUCCCUCCGGCCCCUACCUCACCUCACCCGGCUGCCGCAGGAAAUGGCGGCUACGGCUACGGCUCCGGCUACGCGCCCGGUGCUGACCCGCGCCAACCCCGCUCGACCGAGGACCACCCGGACCUUCCCCCGCGGCCUACCUCCAACUCUCCGCCAAUGCCGGUCCGCAAACCAGUAGGCGCGCGAGCAACCCAGGCCCCAGCCCCGGAUUACGCCACGCCCUCCUCCGUCCAGCCCCCUGACCCUCACCGCGCCUCACCAUCCCACGAGACCUCUCACGUUCCCGACGAGCCGACAUCCCCCGCGCGUUCGCGGCGCUGGUCUCGCACCCCGGCAGGGUCCUCCAUCUUCCGCCAGCAGUCUCGCUCCCCCUCGCCGAGCCGCUUCCACAACACUACGGCGGUUCCAUACACCCUCUCGCUGAUCCGCCGCGAUCCGAGCUCGGGGAACCAGUGGAACAUCGGCCGCGUCUCGUCGCACCAGCUCGAGGACGCGGGCGACGACGGUUACGAGUACUUCUCCUUCGACUCGGCCGGCCUGUCCGCUCACGACCGCCGGCGGGCGAACGCGCCCCAGCCGCCCAUCAAUAUCCGCCUCGAGUCUUCCGGGUAUGCAAAGUUCCUCCACAUGCCGCUGCGGCAGAGCGUCGACAUGGCCCGAAACUCGUCGUCCUCCCUCCCCUUUGCCAGCUCCGAAGACGCCCUCCACCAGCUGCAGCAACAGCAGCAGCAAUCCUCUGAGGGGGGCUUCUCGCGCCAGGUCGUCAUGGCCUACGCGAAAUCGUGGUCCUCCAACAUCCGCGAAAAGCUCAGCUCGCGGUCCCGCUCCGGCAGCGUCGACGACGGCGGCGGCGGCCACGCGGCACCCGGCUCAUCCCCGGAACGUUCCAAGCGCCACAUCCGCCAGCUGAGUGCGAACUCGACGGGCUCGGUGUCCUCCAACGGCAGCGACUCGGGCCCCAUCAUCACGCAGCCGGGCCACGGCCUGCGACCCAAGGGCUACGUCUUCAUCUCGCCCUGGGACGGCCGCUGCGAGUUCCGCACGGGCAACGCCGGGCGCAGCGUCAAGUGCAGGCACCUCCUCCCCAUGGCGGGCGGGCUGAGCAACCCGCUCGCGCCGACCGGCUCGUCAACCUACUCCGCUGUUGUGAGCGAGCUGCGGUUCAACCUGCCCAGCACGGAGCUGUUCCGUCAGGAGGGCAAGAGGGAGCAGCUCAGCGGACACUUCAGCCGGUUGCUGAAGGUCGGCAACCGCGACGGCGAGUACAGCGACGACGACGACCCGCCGAGCCCCUUCGACCUCAAGCUCGGCAAGGAGCGGGCCGGUGGCGGGAAUCGAGGAAAGAGGGCCAAGCUGGGCAAGCUCAUCAUCUACCCCGAGGGUCUCAAGAUGUUGGAUUUGGUAGUGGCUGCCAACAUGGGCGUUUGGUGGGGAGCUUGGGAGAAGACGUUCUAG